CUUUAUUUUCUCUCUCUCUCUGUUCUCUUUCUCUUUCUCUUUCUCUUUACACUUCUUUUGUUCACACACGUAACACGUAUCAUUGCUCCUAUCACCUAUCAAUCAAUCACUAACAACCUCCAUUCAAUACUCUAAUAUCCAUUUUUGAGUCAUGUCUGCUACCUCUACUCCUGCCAUUGUGCCUUGUCGGUACAAAACUGGCAAGACCCUGGGUCAGGGCACCUAUGCUGUCGUCAAGGAGGCUGUCCAUAUUGAGACUGGAAAAAGAUAUGCUGUCAAGGUGAUCAACAAGAAACUGAUGGAAGGCAAAGAACACAUGAUCCGCAAUGAGAUUGCUGUCCUUCGUCGCAUCUCCAUUGGUCAUGCCAACAUUCUGACCCUCGUGGACUUUUUUGAGACCAUGAACAACCUUUACCUGGUCACAGAUUUGGCUGAGGGUGGUGAGUUGUUUGAUCGAAUUUGCAGAAAGGGUAACUACUAUGAGCAUGAUGCUGCCAACUUGGUCAGGACCAUCUGUAGUGCCGUGGCCUAUCUGCACGAGCAAGGAAUUGUUCACCGAGAUUUGAAGCCCGAAAAUUUGCUUUUCAAAACAGCAGCAGAGGACAGUGAGCUUCUCAUCGCUGACUUUGGGCUUUCAAGGAUCAUUGAUCAGGAAAAGUUUCAUUUACUGACCACAACCUGUGGAACUCCAGGAUAUAUGGCUCCCGAAAUUUUCCAAAAAUCUGGCCAUGGCAAACCUGUGGAUAUGUGGGCUUUGGGCGUAAUCACAUACUUCUUACUCUGUGGUUACACACCAUUUGACCGUCAGAACAGUAUGGACGAGAUGCAUGCCAUCCUUCAUGCCGAGUACCAGUUCAGUCCUGUUGAAUACUGGCAGGGUGUUUCUGAAACGGCCAAGUCCUUUAUCAAUGGCUUAUUAACAGUGGACCCUAGUCGCCGGAUGACAGCACAGGAGGCAUUGAAUCAUCCAUGGUUGGCGCUGUCUGCGAUUCAUCACCAGGAAACUCAGCAACAACAACAGCAGGAUCAGGAAAUGGAGGGCGUAGCACCUCAUGACUUGCUACCAUCGAUGAUGUCGGCACGUACAAAGUUCCGCCAUGUAGUGGGCGCAGUCAAAGCACUCAACAAGAUGGGUGGCAAGCGUCAUGAAGACUUGCGAGCAAUUCAUGCUGAGGAUGUGUCUCAUGUAAUCCAUCAGGGAGACGUGGAUAUGGUCUAAGAAUGAAAGAAGAAUAUAAUAACUAUCAAAAGAAGGAAAAA
Molecule: messenger RNA, 1260 nt
Organism: Lobosporangium transversale
Lineage: Eukaryota; Fungi; Mortierellomycota; Mortierellomycetes; Mortierellales; Mortierellaceae
Product: kinase-like domain-containing protein
Exons: 8
Coding region: 152-1219 (355 amino acids)
Biological process (GO): cellular response to oxidative stress; protein phosphorylation
Molecular function (GO): calcium/calmodulin-dependent protein kinase activity; calmodulin binding; ATP binding
Source: RefSeq, a predicted model, not a curated record